UCUUCUCUACAAUCCCCAUCAAACCCCACUCCAUUAUUAUUAUUACUUUUUAUUUCCUACUUUCUUUUGUAUCUCUUCUCUUACAAUGGCUUCCUCCACAAUGGCUCUAUCCUCCCCUUCCCUCGCCGGAAAGGCCGUAAAGCUCGGCCCAACCGCCUCCGAAAUCCUCGGAGAAGGAAGGAUCACCAUGAGGAAGACUGCCGGGAAGCCCAAAACUGUUUCAUCAGGCAGCCCAUGGUACGGCCCAGACCGUGUUAAGUACUUGGGCCCAUUCUCCGGUGAGGCCCCAUCUUACCUCACUGGUGAAUUCCCUGGUGAUUAUGGUUGGGACACUGCUGGGCUUUCAGCUGACCCAGAGACUUUUGCUAAGAACCGUGAGCUUGAAGUGAUCCACUGCAGAUGGGCCAUGUUGGGUGCAUUGGGCUGUGUUUUCCCCGAGCUUUUGGCCCGUAAUGGUGUUAAGUUUGGUGAGGCUGUUUGGUUCAAAGCAGGCUCACAAAUCUUUAGUGAAGGUGGGCUUGAUUAUUUGGGUAACCCAAGUUUGAUCCAUGCCCAAAGUAUCCUUGCUAUUUGGGCCUGCCAAGUUAUUUUGAUGGGUGCUGUUGAGGGCUACCGUGUUGCUGGUGGGCCUCUUGGUGAGGUUGUGGACCCACUUUACCCCGGUGGUAGCUUUGACCCAUUGGGCUUGGCUGAUGACCCAGAGGCUUUCGCCGAGUUGAAGGUUAAGGAGAUUAAGAACGGUAGGUUGGCUAUGUUCUCUAUGUUCGGAUUCUUCGUUCAGGCUAUUGUUACCGGAAAGGGUCCUUUGGAGAACCUUGCUGAUCACCUUGCGGACCCAGUUAACAACAACGCUUGGUCCUACGCCACCAACUUUGUUCCCGGAAAGUGAUGCGUCUGUUUAGGAAUUUUUAGUCAAGAUUUGAGAGAAAUGAUUGUAAAUUGUGUUUGAUCUCAACUCAUGGAUGAAUGAAUAUAACCCUUAAUUUUGUGUGAUAAUAAUGUCACAUAUUUUCUGCA
Messenger RNA from Chenopodium quinoa (quinoa), 1017 nucleotides. RefSeq names its product chlorophyll a-b binding protein, chloroplastic. The transcript has a single exon. The record is from RefSeq and is a predicted model, not a curated record. Gene Ontology annotation, biological process: response to light stimulus; photosynthesis, light harvesting in photosystem I. Gene Ontology annotation, cellular component: chloroplast thylakoid membrane; plastoglobule; chloroplast envelope. The coding region runs from base 86 to 889 and encodes 267 amino acids. NCBI's taxonomy places the organism in Eukaryota, Viridiplantae, Streptophyta, Magnoliopsida, Caryophyllales, Amaranthaceae.